CUCUCCGUUAUCUUGGCCACGAGUCAAUCAGUGUCCAUAAAGGGCUGGCCAGCUCCCUGAAAAGCCAACUCAUUUCUUUCUAUUUUCUACUCCAUUCCUUCAACAAAAAUUCGAGUAAUCCCAUUCUUGAACCCCUCCAUCACUUGAAUAAAAUCCCUCUUUUCAUAACUGGGCAGUAAUAACCUCUUCAGUCUCUGUCACAAAUCAUAUCCAAGAUGAAUCGCGCGCUCUCAAUUCGCUCGAAGAAGGAUCAUGGCAGUUCCUCUUCCUCCUCCAGCGGAACUCGCCAUCAUGGAUUCAGUCUCAGUUCGCUGCGGGGGAAUAUGCAGCCCGAACUCAGCAAGAAACUAUACAAAAUGAUCAAGUCUGAGAACUACCUCAUCCAAGCCCACGAGGAUGCCGCCAAGGAACGAGUCUCCAUCGCCACCCAGCUGUCUGAGUGGGGCGAGUCCACGAACGAUGAUGCUAUCAGCGAGAUCUCGGAUAAGAUUGGAGUUCUGCUGUCUGAAAUUGGAGAGCAGGAAGACCUGUAUGCCCACAAUAUCGAUGAUAGCAGGACGAUCUUGAAGGCUAUUCGCAACACGGAGAAGAGCGUCCAGCCUUCGCGAGAUUCCAAGGCGAAGCUCAUGGACGAGAUUGCAAGGUUGAAGGCCAAGGAGCCCGAAAGUGCGAAAUUGGUUAUUUUAGAGCAAGAGCUCGUCAGGGCGGAAGCAGAGAAUCUCGUUGCUGAGGCUCAGUUGACCAACAUUCUCCCGGAGACUGACACGAAUCAGACUCGCCAAAAGAUGAAGGAAGCAUAUGCCGCAGAAUUCGCUGCGACCAUAGAGCGCGCCGAGAAACAAAUCAUCCUCGCACGCCACGGUCGUCGUCUCCUGAACCUCCUUGACGAUACUCCGGUUGUUCCAGGAGAUGUUCGCCCUCCAUUCGAGCACCAUCAUCAAGUUCGCCAGAUUCUGAAUGACGCAGAAGAUGACUUGAAGGAUUGGCGACCAGAUUUGGAGGAUGUUGAAAGUUACGGUGGUUUGGAUCACACGUUGAUGCCCAGUUCAGCCAGCCAGCAUCAUCAGACGGCCGAAGGGAGUGUUAUCGGAAGUGAAAGCGUGACAACUCAGGACCACCAUAAUGAAGGUCAGCACACAGAAGACGCUCCUGAUGGAAGCCGAAUUAGCAGUGGGACAUCGGUCACAACUGGACCGGAAGGCCAGUCCUAUGCCUCGAGCGAUUCGCCAAGAACCGUGGUAGUCUAG
Molecule: messenger RNA, 1247 nt
Organism: Amorphotheca resinae ATCC 22711
Lineage: Eukaryota; Fungi; Ascomycota; Leotiomycetes; Helotiales; Amorphothecaceae
Exons: 4
Coding region: 216-1247 (343 amino acids)
Biological process (GO): negative regulation of protein kinase activity; eisosome assembly; endocytosis
Cellular component (GO): plasma membrane; eisosome filament
Molecular function (GO): lipid binding
Source: RefSeq, a predicted model, not a curated record